AUCGAAGCGACAACAUCUACAAUGUCCUGGUUCAGGAAGCUGUGCUGCUGUUGUAGCGUCCCGGCCGACGAGGACGAGCCGGACAGACCCAGACCCAAACCUAAGAAGAAGGAGAAGAAGAAGAGGAAGAAAUGGUGGCAGAGGCGCAAAAAGAGAGAGCAGCAGGAGGAGACGAGCGUGGUGAUGAUGAUGGGAAAUGAAGAGGAAGCAGGGCCAAGUACACAGGUUCUGCAGGACCAGAUCCAGGACCCAGAGGAGCUGCAGGUGGAUCUGAACACCCAAGUCCAAGAGCCAGAGGAGCUGCAGGUGGAUCUGGACACCCAAGUCCAAGAGCCAGAGGAGCUGCAGAUGGAUCUGGACACCCAAGUCCAAGAGCCAGAAGAGCUGCAGGUGGAUCUGGACACCCAAGUCCAAGAGCCAGAGGAGCUGCAGAUGGAUCUGGACACCCAAGUCCAAGAGCCAGAGGAGCUGCAGAUGGAUCUGGACACCCAAGUCCAAGAGCCAGAAGAGCUGCAGGUGGAUCUGGACACCCAAGUCCAAGAGCCAGAAGAGCUGCUGGUGGAUCUGGACACACAACUCCAAGAGCCAGAAGAGCUGCAGGAGUAUGUGGACACCCAACUCCAAGAGCCAGAAGAGCUGCAGGAGGAUGUGGACACCCAACUCCAAGAUCCAGAAGAGCUGCAGAUGGAUCUGGACACCCAAGUCCAAGAGCCAGAGGAGCUGCAGGAGGAUCUGGACACCCAAGUCCAAGAGCCAGAAGAGCUGCAGGUGGAUCUGGACACCAAACUCCAAGAGCCAGAAGAGCUGCAGGAGGAUCUGGACACCCAACUCCAAGACCCAGAAGAGCUGCAGGAGGAUCUGGACACCCAAGUCCAAGAGCCAGAGGAGCUGCAGGUGGAUCUUGACACCCAAGUCCAAGAGCCAGAAGAGCUGCAGGUGGAUCUGGACACCCAAGUCCAAGACCCAGAAGAGCUGCAGGAGGAUGUGGACACCCAACUCCAAGAGCCAGAAGAGCUGCAGGAGGAUGUGGACACCCAACUCCAAGAGCCAGAAGAGCUGCAGGAGGAUGUGGACACCCAACUCCAAGAGCCAGAAGAGCUGCAGGAGGAUGUGGACACCCAACUCCAAGAGCCAGAAGAGCUGCAGGAGGAUGUGGACACCCAACUCCAAGAGCCAGAAGAGCUGCAGGAGGAUGUGGACACCCAACUCCAAGAGCCAGAAGAGCUGCAGGAGGAUGUGGACACCCAUCUCCAAGAGCCAGAAGAGCUGCAGGAGGAUGUGGACACCCAACUCCAAGAGCCAGAAGAGCUGCAGGAGGAUGUGGACACCCAACUCCAAGAGCCAGAAGAGCUGCAGAUGGAUCUGGACACCCAAGUCCAAGAGCCAGAAGAGCUGCAGGUGGAUCUGGACACCCAAGUCCUAGACCGAGAGAAGGUGGAGAAGAAGCUGAACCCGCCUUUUGGUCAGCUGUUCGACAUUGAUAAGGAACUUGGUUGGCUUCGCGUGGUGCAGAAUCGGCUGGAUGAGAUGGCUGUGAUGGCUGAAGAGCAGCAGGACUCAGAGGAGGUUGUGGGCAAUAUAAUCGGCCAGAUGACCAAACUGACCGAGUUCAUGGAUCAGGAGGUGGUGCCCAGGAAACUGGAGAACUUUUCAGACCUGACAAGGAAAGAGAACAAUCAGGUGGUUCUGGAGGAAGAGAAGAAUCUGCAGGAGAUCAAGGUGGAGAAGAAGCCGAACCUGCCUUUUGGCCAGCUGUUCGACAUUGAUAAGGAACUUGGUUGGCUUCGUGUGGUGCAGAAUCGGUUGGAUGAGAUGGCUGUGAUGGCUGAGGAGCAGCAGGACUCAGAGGAGGUUGUGGGCAACAUAAUCGGCCAGAUGACCAAACUGACCGAGUUCAUGGAUCAGGAGGUGGUGCCCAGGAAACUGGAGAACUUGCCAGACCUGACAAGGAACAUGAACAAUUGGGGGGCUUUGGAGGAAGAGGAGAGCUCAGAGGAAGAGGAGAGCUCAGAGGAAGAGGAGAGCUCAGAGGAAGAAGAAAGCCUGGAGGAGCAGAACCUCAAGGAGAACAAGGUGGAGAAGAAGCCGAACCUGCCAUUUGGCCAACUGUUCGACAUUGAUAAGGAACUUGGUUGGCUUCGCGUGGUGCAGAAUCGUGCAGAAUCGGUUGGAUGAGAUGGCUGUGAUGGCUGAGGGAGCAGCAGGACUCAGAGGAGGUUGUGGGCAACAUAAUCGGCCAGAUGACCAAACUGACCGAGUUCAUGGACAAGGAGGUGGUGCCCAGGAAAGUGGAGAACGUCUACAGGUCGUCCUACAAUGAAGUUGUGCAGCAGCAGAAUGUUCUGAUUGCUCCCACCUUCAUAAACCAACUGGAGUGAGACUGUGAGACUGAGGGAGACCUCGGUGGAGAUUCAAGGCGUGUUCAUGCCCGCCGGCGCUCCCGUGCCCCGUGCCCCCGCUCUCCAUGCUGAAGCUGUAGAGACCGAGCGAGCAGCUGAAGAACCUUGAGGAGAUAAAGAACCUGCAAGCAACACAACGAGCUCAAGAAACGUUCCUUCAUCAAAAUCAAAAUAA
This is a messenger RNA of Trichomycterus rosablanca, 2574 nucleotides long. RefSeq names its product probable serine/threonine-protein kinase kinX. Bases 22 to 2175 code for a protein of 717 amino acids. Lineage: Eukaryota; Metazoa; Chordata; Actinopteri; Siluriformes; Trichomycteridae. The record is from RefSeq and is a predicted model, not a curated record. The transcript is spliced from 2 exons.